Messenger RNA from Pseudogymnoascus verrucosus, 1811 nucleotides. RefSeq lists its product as uncharacterized. The transcript has 5 exons. Gene Ontology annotation, cellular component: cell cortex; plasma membrane; membrane raft. The record is from RefSeq and is a predicted model, not a curated record. NCBI's taxonomy places the organism in Eukaryota, Fungi, Ascomycota, Leotiomycetes, Thelebolales, Thelebolaceae. Bases 637 to 1527 code for a protein of 296 amino acids. Gene Ontology annotation, biological process: endocytosis; septin cytoskeleton organization; cortical actin cytoskeleton organization.
UAUUACCAGAUCCCGCCUCGCUCCAAUUCGGCCAUUCCCUGCUUUCUCUAAAAGUUUUUCUGAGACAGCAACUUUACCCCCUCGGGCAUGGCGGCUGUCUUAUGUGUGAGUUCCGGCCAGCCGUCUAGCCAACUUCUACUCUUCUAGCGGCACUUUCGUCCAAUGUAGUCUCACAUGGUCUCACCUAGUCUCACAGAGUAGGCGUCAUUUAUGACUUCCGAACCACGCCAUUAUCUCAUAGCUCGAUGCUAUAGUUUGGGCAGUGAUGCAAGAUUUCUCGCUGGGUUUUGACACAAACGGGCUUCGUUGUGCAGCGAAUUGGGGGUGAGUUGGGUGGGAGAAGUGGUUGUCGUCAUUCGAUGAUAUCAGGGUCCGCACUUACGUUGUUCGUACGUUUGUUACGAGAACUUGGAUGUUGGGAAUAAUUUAAGGCUUAAGUAUCAGCACACCCUCGUUUACCUUCCUUUGACCUUGUUACUUCCUCUUGAUUGAUUCUAAAAUUUUGCUGCGGAAUCUUAAUAUUUGUCACCUUACGAUCACGGUCCAGUAACCACAUCCCGGGCUCUUCAACAAAUAAAAUUGGAAGCCCAGCGUAACCCGUAACGCUCGAUUACAGACCCCUCUUAAUUCUCAAAAAUGGCAGGCGCGGGAAAGCGUGGCCUCCUCGGGGCCGUAUCAUGGAUCCUCCUCGCCGGUGCCCUGGUGAUGCUGUGGCUGGUGGUCCUAUCGGGCGUCACGAACCACACCCCACUGAACAAGAUCUGGUUCCUCCGCGCCGACACAUCGGGCAUUGGGGACGCGCGACCCAAUUCCCAGUGGACGUUCUGGUACGUCUGCGGCGACAAUAAUAAUAACUGCGGGAGCCCGGUUCCGGCUUUGCCGCUGGGUUAUGCGUGGAGAGGAAACUCAACGGGUGCGCCUUCGGCGCUGGUCGGAUCCCACGGCCAUAAUACUACGUCCAAGUACUACUACUACAUGUGGCGCUUCGGAUGGGUGUUUUUCUUCAUCGCUUUCAUCUUUGCCAAUUUUGCCGCCCUGAGCGGUGUCCUGUCAUGCAUCCGCGUGGUCGCAGGCGCAACCGGUCUGCUCACCCUCGCUGCGACCUUCUGGCUAUGCUUGGCCGCCUGCUUGAUGAGCGCCGUAUUCGUGAAAGCCCGCGACCGGUUCCAGAGCGACGGCCGCAGCGCCAGCGUCGGCCGCUACGCAUUCGCCUUCACCUGGACCUCCCUCGUGCUGCUCUUCCUCUCCGCCUGCCUGUUCCUCGGCGGGGUCCUGAUCGGUCGCAAGAAGCGCGACUCGGGCAGCUACGCCAAGGAGACGGCGUACAAUGGCAACGUCGGAUAUCCACCGGGAAACCAGGGGUUCGCGACUGAUAACGUCCAGUCGGGGUAUACGACCAAUGCGCCGCAGCGGUCGAACAUUAUUCGUGAGGAGGUGCCGGAGCCGACGGCGACGACGACGACGACGAAGGGUGGGCAGGGGAUGAGGGGCUUGUUCCCGAGGCAUAGGGAGGCGUCGGUGGUAUAGGGCAUUGGGUCGACGACUCGACGACUCGACGGGGCGACUCGGCCGGGGACAAGAAACAAUACGGGGAAGAAGAGGGCGACGACAAGAUGUAAUAUUAACUGGAGCCCGGGGGGAGGGUUAACAGAAGACGCGAGAGAGAAAAAGCAUGCUGUUGAUAGAACAGCGAUUUAAUAGGUUCGCCCAGGGCGUGUUGUGUGUUGGCGUUGGAAUAUGCCCAGUUUUUUAACGUGUAUACAUUGCCCGAUAACAAUAAAUGUAGGCAUAAUUAAAACUAAAAUUCCAAG